Phymastichus coffea is the source of this 1679-nucleotide messenger RNA. Its product is annotated as general odorant-binding protein 56d-like. The coding region runs from base 1164 to 1562 and encodes 132 amino acids. The transcript has 4 exons. The record is from RefSeq and is a predicted model, not a curated record. Gene Ontology annotation, molecular function: odorant binding. NCBI's taxonomy places the organism in Eukaryota, Metazoa, Arthropoda, Insecta, Hymenoptera, Eulophidae.
AUAUAAAAUUUGUCUGAUUCUUUGUAUUUUACAAUAUUUAAAACAACAAAAUUAUAUAAUGUGAAAUAACCAAUGUUUCCUUUGCUAUAUUGCUAAAAUGCUACUAGAAAAUAUUUUACGUAGGAAUAAGCUUAAAAUAAUUUGUUUACGUGAUCUUUUUAUCUCAUGAAUUUCAUAUUUUCAAUCAUAAAAGCUCGGGUAGGUACAACAAUUUUUACAUUAACCACUCUUGGACGUAUUGAUUUUGCGAUCUCCCUUAUUAGAGUUUGAAACUGCAGGACUCCAAUUACACCCUUCGUCUUUAAACAAGAAUAUUGAAUUUCUAACCCCAGGAGUAAGCCGUAGGCUAAUAAUGAUUCUAUGAUUCAUCCAGCUUCAUCUUGUUCUUUCCAUAUUAUCUCAGUUACACUUUGUGGACAUAGCAGUAUUCGUUAAGCGAUCUCAUAUCACAUCUCAGUAACUUCACUUUUUAUUUGUUAUUUUUCUUCAGGAAUGUUACAAAUUAAAAAAGUAUAUGAAAUAAAUAUUCCACAAUGCAUCUCCAAUAAAAGAAUGUAGAGUAUUUUUUGAUAAUCUAUCGACAGGCAAGAUAAAAUUAAACUGAUGAGAAAAAUAAAAACAAUCGUUAUUGAAAAAAAUGUUAUUUUUGCUAUGUCGUUUUGGUCAGCUGCUCUAUUUAAUUUGAUACAAAAAAUAUACAAUAACAAAUAUUAAACUGUACGUACUCGAUGGUAGAUUGUAGGAAUGAAAAAUUUGUUAGGCAGGAUGAAAAUUCACGACAUUAUACAAAAUUAUAGGACUGGAAAAUGCAAUUAGAUUGUCUUAUGAAAAUGAGAAGCAUCCGCAGAUUAGACCACAGUUAGCAUUGAAUUUUACUGUUAAAAAUUAUGCUUAACUGCGUUAACACAUAUUUUACACGUUUUUGCAUAACUAAUAUUUCGUAAUAUAUAGUAGAAAAUUAGUUCCUGUUUGCCAAUUGAAACAGUACUUUGUUUAGACACAAAGAAAAAGAAUGAUUAAACAAAACAGUGCUAUCGUUACACUAAAAUAUUUUUUUAGUUUCAUAACAGGUGUACAUUUUUUCUUUAAAUUCUCAGGAGAGCUACAAUUUUAGUUAGUCUGAUAGAUGCGUUUUCACGAGCAACCGUUAUCAAGAUAUCAACAUGAAAAGUUAUUUAUGUGUCGUUGGGAUCUUUUGCGCAUUGGCGCUAGUAAAAGGUGAACCUCCUUCAGAACUGAAAAAGAUAUUUGAGGAAUGCGCAAAAGAAAUUGGAAUGCCUGAAUCUGAAGAAUCGGCUAAAGAAUCCCCAAAUUUCGAUGAUCCUAAAGUAAAAUGCUUGAAUGCUUGUACUAUGAAAAAGAAAGGAGGUUUGGUAGAUGGUAAAAUUGUAACCGAAAAAACAAUAGAAUUUAUUUCGAAGUAUUCGUUAGGAGAAGCCACUGAUGCCUUAAAGAAAGACGUAAACGAAUGCGCAAGUAAAGCUAAUGAAGGUAAAGACGAAUGUGAAGUAGGUGGAGAAUUCUAUAAAUGCAUGAUGCAGACACACCCAAUACAUUUUUAAUGAUUAUUCAAAUUCAAAAUGGAUUUAUUCAUUCAAUAUAUUGUACCUGCAAGAGAUAUUUUUAUAUACAGUAUAUGUUCAGUAGAUUUGUAGAAAACACAAGAAUAAUAAAUAAAG